GCUCUCUCUCUCCCCCCUCUCCCUCUAUAUAUCUCUUCUCGCAAAAUACUGCCCUGCUCAGCUCUCUCUCUCUCUCUAGAGUCAUCUGAAGCUGCGCACAGCAGGCGUAGCUGUUGCAGAGUGCAGAGCAGUUAGUUAACUAACGGUUUUUGCUUCUCUUCUCCCCAUUUUGCCCUUCUUGUUCUCUUGAAUUUACUAUUCCAAGUGUUUCAGAGGGAGAGGAGAAAUAAUUGAUAAUGAUUACGGGGAAGGAUCUGUACACCGUCUUAACGGCGGUUGUUCCUCUCUAUGUUGCGAUGAUCUUGGCUUAUGGCUCUGUGCGUUGGUGGAAGAUUUUCAGCCCCGACCAGUGCUCCGGCAUCAACCGGUUCGUGGCGAUAUUUGCUGUGCCGUUACUGUCGUUCCAUUUCAUCUCCACUAACGAUCCUUAUGCCAUGAAUUUCCGGUUCAUUGCCGCCGAUACGCUUCAAAAGAUUAUAAUGCUUGUCGCUCUCGGAAUUUGGACUAAUUUCACUAAAAAUGGAAGUUUAGAAUGGAUGAUUACCAUUUUCUCUUUGUCUACUCUUCCAAACACUCUGGUUAUGGGCAUUCCUCUGUUAAUCGCCAUGUACGGUGAGUACUCCGGUAGCCUUAUGGUUCAGGUGGUGGUUUUGCAGUGUAUCAUUUGGUACACUCUUCUCUUGUUUCUGUUCGAGUACAGAGGAGCCAAGAUGUUGAUCAUGGAGCAGUUCCCUGAAACUGCAGCUUCCAUUGUUUCCUUCAAGGUCGAUUCUGAUGUUGUUUCUUUAGACGGUAGAGAUUUCUUGGAAACAGAUGCUGAGAUUGGUGGUGAUGGGAAGCUACAUGUGACGGUGAGGAAAUCGAAUGCUUCGCGGCGAUCUUUGGGGCCUGGUUCUUUCUCUGCAUUGACUCCUCGUCCGUCGAAUCUUACUGGAGCUGAGAUUUAUAGCUUGAGUUCAUCGAGAAAUCCUACACCAAGGGGAUCUAAUUUUAACACUUCCGACUUUUACAAUAUGAUGGGAGUUCAGGGAUUCCCUGGCGGAAGGCUUUCAAAUUUUGGCCCAGCAGACUUGUACUCUGUGCAAUCUUCAAGAGGUCCAACGCCUCGGCCCUCAAAUUUUGAAGAAAAUUGUGCUCCAAUGGCUACAAUUUCUUCUCCGAGAUUCGGGUUCUAUCCGGCGCAGACGGUUCCAACAUCUUACCCAGCACCGAGUGCAGAAUUUUCUGCAACAGUCUCCACUAAGAAUUCUAAGAAUCAACAGCAGCAGCUGCAGGAGCAACAGCAACAGCAGCAACAGCAACAGAAUUCCAAAGCAAACCAUGACGCUAAGGAGCUGCACAUGUUUGUAUGGAGCUCAAGUGCCUCCCCGGUCUCCGAUGUAUUUGGUGGGAAUGAUUUCGGAGCAUCCCAGCAAUCUGGCCGGUCCGACCAGGGAGCAAAGGAGAUCAGGAUGUUAGUUGCUGACCACCCACAGGAUGGGGAAACCAAAGCCAUUGCACAUGCUGGAGAAUUUCCUGGCGAGGACUUCAGUUUUGCUGGUAAAGGAGAAGGAGAAGAGGAUGGGCGAGAAAAAGAGGGACCCACUGGCCUUAACAAGCUAGGGUCAAGCUCAACCGCGGAACUCCACCCAAAAGCCGCCGGAGCACCAGAAUCUGGAGCCAACAAACAUAUGCCUCCGGCAAGCGUGAUGACCCGUCUGAUACUGAUCAUGGUUUGGCGCAAACUGAUUCGGAACCCAAACACAUACUCCAGUCUCAUUGGCCUGGUGUGGUCUCUAAUUUGUUUCCGGUGGCAUGUGGCUAUGCCUAAAAUAAUUGAGAAGUCCAUCUCCAUACUGUCUGAUGCUGGCCUUGGAAUGGCUAUGUUCAGCCUAGGUCUGUUUAUGGCUUUACAACCGAAGAUAAUUGCCUGUGGGAACUCGGUGGCCGCAUUCGCCAUGGCUGUUCGUUUCCUGACUGGUCCUGCAGUGAUGGCUGCAGCUUCAAUUGCAGUUGGCCUGCGUGGUACUCUCCUCCAUGUCGCUAUUGUUCAGGCUGCGCUGCCACAAGGGAUUGUUCCAUUUGUGUUUGCCAAGGAAUACAAUGUCCAUCCAGCCAUUCUCAGCACUGCGGUUAUCUUCGGAAUGUUGAUAGCAUUACCAAUUACACUUGUCUACUACAUUCUCCUUGGAUUGUGAUUUUUCUCAGUGGUAACCCAGAAAUAGAGCAGAAAUGAAGAGAAUUUUGAUUGCAUAGUGUGUCACACUUGGCUUGGCUUGGCAGCAUCGACUGCAUCAAAAUAUGUUGGUAUUAGAAGAGGAUUUCCCGGGGAAAGAAGAAUUUAAUGCAAAGAAAUUUGCCAAAGGUUCCAAGAUUCUUGGAGCUAAAAAAAAUUAGCUUAGUUGAAAGCCCUGAUAUAAGGAUCAUGCAACCAGCAAGAGCCAAAGUAAGUUCAGUUUUCUAAGGUUUGGAAAGGAGAAAAAACAAAAAUUAAUUGAAGGGCGUUCUUGCAUAAGGGAGACAUGAAAGAGGAAAACAAGGGGCAAAAGAGAUAAGGAUCAUCUUCAUGGAUAAUCUUAAUUCUCUUCAUUUCCGUAAAUUCAUGUAAAUUCUGAUUUUAAUAUUAGUUUUUCCCCUUCUGCUAUAAAAAGAUAAUGAAAAAUAUUAAAGAAUUGGAUAAGACGAGAAGAAGAAAAGUUAUUUUAAACACAACCAAAGAAAAAAAAAAGCUCUUUUCUCUAUAUUAGUUUAGUUUGUUGUUUGUGUUUGGCUUUAGAUUGUCCGCAGAUCUGGCAAUUAUUUGCGUU
Molecule: messenger RNA, 2786 nt
Organism: Manihot esculenta (cassava)
Lineage: Eukaryota; Viridiplantae; Streptophyta; Magnoliopsida; Malpighiales; Euphorbiaceae
Product: auxin efflux carrier component 4
Exons: 6
Coding region: 237-2177 (646 amino acids)
Biological process (GO): auxin export across the plasma membrane; auxin polar transport
Cellular component (GO): plasma membrane; endoplasmic reticulum
Molecular function (GO): auxin efflux transmembrane transporter activity
Source: RefSeq, a predicted model, not a curated record